UUUUAAGUGAAUCAUAAUUAAUAAAAAUAAUGGCUAAGUCGUCUGAAAAACAAAUCAUCCUCAACAAUCUAACAAAAUUGGUUGAACAUGCUCUGGAUAACAACAUAACAAAAGAGAAGAUUGCUCUUCUUGCUCAACAAGUCCAUGAAGAAUUCAAAAAGAAAAAUCAGAGAAGUUUCCUGCAGAAGAACAAAUGCCUCACUUUGCUCAUUGCUCUUGUUGGCAUAUGUGUGACUUGGGACUUUGCUAACAAACUGUUAUUUCUAUCUAUUCGAUUUGGAUUGCUAAAGCUUCUGAAUUUUUAUGAUUGGACCCUAUUUUAUAACCAAAGUUGUAUUUUGGAGAAUCCUUUUUAUAUAAAUCCAAAUGAUGACAACAGUACCUGCAAUGGCUGUGCACAUUUAAAGAGCAUAUUAAGCGCUGAGAAUGUCUCAGCUAGAGACAUAUUGAAGAGCCACAUCCAAAAGAGCAUACCAAUCAUUGUUAAGGAUGCUGUCCAUGAUGAUUGGUCGGCAAAAAAAUUUAACAUGUCUUUUUUGUUUGAAAUAUUUGAAGAACGUGAAAUGAAAUCAUCUGAACCUUGUUACAUGCAUACAAACAAAGUAGAGAGCACUGAAAAACUGGUUACCAUUAGUGAUCUGGUUUCACUGCUGUCACAAUCAGCAGAACAUAGUGAGGAUAGCUGGUAUGCCUUCUGGGAAAACUGUAACAAAAAUGUUGUGAGAAGUUUACGAAAGUACUACAAAAGGCCAUACUUUGUUCACCAAUCUGUUGAAAUAGCUUUUGUUAAUUGGAUUAUGGUGUCACAUAACUAUGAAGCAGAUCAUUACAUCAAAACUGACAUAGGAACGACAGUGACAUGGUAUGUUCAGCUGAAGGGUACCAGUGAAAUUGUUCUCCAACCUUCUCGCUGCAACCAGACUUGUAAUGAUCUUCACGCCCUUCUUCACGAGGGUGAGACAGUUCUGUGGAUGCAGCCUGACUGGUACUUGGCAUACCGACCAUUAGGAGCCUUAAAUGAUAAUAUAUCCAUGAUGUUUGGAGGGUUCGUUGAGUGAAAUCAAGUUUUCUUAAUUUAUUACGAGCUUCAUUACAAUUCUGUGCAACGAUUCAUUAAUUUAUGAUUUACAUACACAAAUAAAACUUGAAAUUUGUCACUUACACGUGGGCGUGUGCGUUUGUAUUAUUUAAAACAUUUUUACUUUCACUUUUUAGCAAAUCUAUGAUGAACUAUUUAGAAAGAUAGUUUUUAAUGGUGUCAUGACAUGUGUAACGAUGUUUUGAGAGGUAAACUAGUGAAUUGUUUUUGUUGAAAAAACAAUACAAUGCAAACAAUACAUGAAACAUUUUUAAAUUCAUUUUUCUAUUGUUACUAAUCGUGAAAUGAAACGAAGAAUACUUUGGGACCAUCUGACAGUUUUUUUUUAUUUACCACCACCUUACGUAGCGUCAUCUCUAAUUCUACAUUCACUAUGAAAAAUUCAAACUGGGAAUAUUUUUAAUAGAAUUUAUUAAGAAACUUUUUAUAAACUUUUACAACAUAUUAA
Messenger RNA from Helobdella robusta, 1547 nucleotides. RefSeq lists its product as hypothetical. The record is from RefSeq and is a predicted model, not a curated record. Lineage: Eukaryota; Metazoa; Annelida; Clitellata; Rhynchobdellida; Glossiphoniidae. The transcript is spliced from 8 exons. The coding region runs from base 30 to 1058 and encodes 342 amino acids.